AUGCAGGAGGCCUGGCUUCUGCUGGGUGAAGCUGAGAAUGUCCUGGCCCACCUGAGACGCAGGAGGGAGAAGGACCAGGCCUCUUUGUCCCAACUCUGUCUCUCUUCACAGCAUGAGUGUGUGGACGACUUCUGUGAUGACCUCCAAAGUCAACCCCAAGCAGACACACAGGUCGAGUCAGUCCUAGCAAAGCUGGAGGACCAACUCAGUGAGAACCUGCUUGAAGCUGUGGAUGCUGAAGUUCACAACAAUGUACUGAAGGUGGCUGCCGGCCUACAGGCCUUGCGCAGUGCGGUUGAGGCCAUCUGGGGAGAGUUGAAGCGUUUCUUCUCCUCUGUGGGGCAGGUCUUCAAGAGCCUCAUCCAGGUCUAG
Messenger RNA from Eubalaena glacialis (North Atlantic right whale), 372 nucleotides. It is a transcript of the gene IL32, whose product is annotated as interleukin 32. The transcript has 4 exons. Gene Ontology annotation, biological process: immune response. Bases 1 to 372 code for a protein of 123 amino acids. Lineage: Eukaryota; Metazoa; Chordata; Mammalia; Artiodactyla; Balaenidae. The record is from RefSeq and is a predicted model, not a curated record.